Messenger RNA from Aaosphaeria arxii CBS 175.79, 1083 nucleotides. RefSeq lists its product as uncharacterized. Lineage: Eukaryota; Fungi; Ascomycota; Dothideomycetes; Pleosporales. The coding region runs from base 169 to 771 and encodes 200 amino acids. The record is from RefSeq and is a predicted model, not a curated record. The transcript has 5 exons.
CCUUCGCACUGACAAUUUCGACCUCGUUCCCUUUAAAUUCUGUCCUUCUUCUCCCUCUCGAUUCUCUUCUCCUUCCCCAAAACAAUCCACACUCAACUCCGAACCAGAAUCUCCAAAAGAGCAAUUCUAACUGUCCACUGCAGAACCAACACCAAGAAUAUCCUCCAGAUGGCUCCCAAGGCAUCUGGUUCCACCGCCGAGGGCACUGCAAUCUCCGACGCGAUCGUCGGCUUCAGUCUCCGCGAGACGAAGCUACUCGCCGCGGCCUUUGUGGCCAUGACAGCGCCCGGAAAGAUCAACUAUGAUCUCAUGGCCGAAUUGACCGGCAACACGGUCAAUUCUCUGCGAAAGAUGUUCCCCCCAAUCAAGCAGCGGGUCAUUGCCGCUCACCCCAGCUUCGGCGUCUUCAUGAGCGGCGCUAUUUCUGCUGCCGGCAUAGAUGGCCCCUCCACUCCGGUCAAGGCCAACGGCGGUCGCAAGCGCAAGAAUGCCUUCCCCGAGAACGAGGAUGCCAAUGACGCCGAGGACGGCGACAACGGAACCGCCACUGGACCGGUCAACAAGGGCAAGGGCAAAGCGAAAGCCGCUGCUAGCGAUACUGGCGAUGUCGCGAAGCGCAGGCCUGGUCGCCCCAGAAAGGCCAAGGUUGAAGCUGAAGCUGGUCCCGAGAAGGCCGACGCCAACACUGAGGUCAAGUCAGACACCGAAGACAUGAUCAAGUUGGAGCCCAAGCCUGCAUCCAUCUUCGGCGGCGAUGACUACAAUCAGUAGACAGCUUUGCGUCGCUCAAGCGAAGAGAAGAACCGAAUGAAUAUCGCUCGCAAACGUCGAAAUCGACAUCCUCGUUCCCCGUUCUUACCGCCGGUUCUUUCGCUUGAGAUGCACGCUUCUGUCCUGGACCCGGGGGUUUCUCACCCUUGCCUUUCUCUUUUCUUAUGUCUGCUGAGGUGGAGUAGUCUAGGGGGACCAGAAUCAUGUUCUGUCAAGGUUUCGGACCUUGACUCUGAUUGACGAUAUGAACGACCAUGAAUCGAUGACUACGAAAAUGAACAUCGAACUUCAACAAAACCCUUCCCAUCCCCC